CUGCUCUGGUGAAUGAAGCAUUCUGCUCUGGGCAUCUCUGCUCCGGAGAACCCCAGCCCCGAGUGCCUUCUCAGAUCUGUUCUUAACAGGCUGAAACAGCCUCAGGGUCACAUUCCCACACAGACCCUCCCGAUCCCUGCCGGGCCUGUCUGCCGGCUUAAUGGUCAAGCCCUGCCCUCCGGGCUGCCAGAGGUCACCUGCUACACCCCAGCUGCCUGCUCUGGUGGGGAGAGGACUGCUCUGCUCCUCCCUGGGAGGGGCAGGAGUGCGGAAGGUGAGGAACCAUCGGGACCCCAGGAGGGCCGCGGCUGCCUGGGGACAGCAGGCCCCUCCGUCAGGAUCAAUCACCCUAAGCCUGUCUGAGGAGCAGCCGGCUUAGGAGCAGCCGUGAAAGCCGCCUUUGUGCCCGAGGAGAAUGAGCCGCAGGAGGACGGGGGCCCCUGGCCCAGGGCACCCCUCGGGCCCCGGAUCCUGAAAUAACACCGAGGGGAGGACCCCCCGGCCUGGCCCCGGGCCCAGCCAAGCCCGGUGCCUGCUUUGUGCCAUGGGAGCUGCCCAGGGGAAGAAGAAGGAAUACUCUCCCCAGGCUGUAUUUCAUAAUGAAAAUGAGAAGCAGAGACUAAAUGGCUCAGCCUCCAUGUACUCGGAGAUCCAGAGGGAGCGGGCCGAGAUCGGAGGCCUGAUGGCCCGGCCAGAAUACAGGGAGUGGAACCCAGAGCUCAUCAAGCCCAAGAAGCUGCUGAACCCCGUGAAGGCCUCCCGGACCCACCAGGAGAUGCACCGCGAGCUGCUCAUGAACCACAGAAGGGGCCUGGGUGUGGACAGCAAGCCGGAGCUGCAGCGCGUCCUGGAGCACCGUCGGCGGAACCAGCUCAUCAAGAAGAAGAAGGAGGAGCUGGAGGCCAAGCGGCUGCAGUGCCCCUUCGAGCAGGAGCUGCUGAGACGGCAGCAGAGGUUGAACCAGCUGGAGAAACCCCCAGAAAAGGAAGAGGACCAUGCCCCUGAAUUUAUUAAAGUCAGGGAAAACCUGCGGAGAAUCACCACUUUGACCAGUGGAGAGAGGGCACUGUAGAGCCGGCUCCCGGAGCUCCAGCGCCCCCCAGCCC
Cervus elaphus (red deer) is the source of this 1106-nucleotide messenger RNA. It is a transcript of the gene FAM107A, whose product is annotated as family with sequence similarity 107 member A. Gene Ontology annotation, biological process: actin filament bundle assembly; actin filament polymerization; regulation of actin cytoskeleton organization. The transcript is spliced from 5 exons. Bases 545 to 1072 code for a protein of 175 amino acids. Lineage: Eukaryota; Metazoa; Chordata; Mammalia; Artiodactyla; Cervidae. The record is from RefSeq and is a predicted model, not a curated record. Gene Ontology annotation, cellular component: neuron projection; stress fiber; synapse.